AAUGCACAACUAAAGAUGUUGGACAAAGGUUCAAUAUAACUGAAUCAUCGUUUCACAGAGUGAUGGACCGGUUUAUGGGAUUUCUGUUAGAAUUGGGCCCAGACAUUAUAAAAAUGCCAAAGUCUGCUCUAGAAUUGGAACAAAUAGAAAAAGAAUUCAAAAAGGUAGCUGGAUUUCCAGGUGUCGUGGGAUGUAUUGAUGGAACGUCAAUCACGAUUAGAACGCCUGCUCACAAGAUAAAAUCAACUUAUGUUAACAGACAUGACAUACCAUCCCUAACACUACAAGGCAUAUGUGACUACAAGCGUAGAUUUAUAGAUGUCUUUACAGGCAUACCGGGAGAUGGAGCAUACUUCAUAAGACCAUGGCUUUUAACUCCAUAUAAAGAUUAUGGAAAGCUAACACCUGACCAAGUUAACUAUAAUAAGAAGUUCUGUGCUACUCGUGUCUUAAUUGAAAACACUUUUGGCAUUUUAAAAAGCAGAUUUCGCCAAUUAACCAGAUUGGAUAUGAAAUCUGUUGUAACUGCAACAAAGUUUAUAAUAAGCUGCUGCAUCCUCCACAAUUUUUGUAUCAAUGUUGAUUACGUAAUAAUUGAUGACAUUGAAUACGAAGAACGUUUUCAAGAAGGUGCUAGAGGAGAAACUGAAUGGCAGCAGCGAAAAAAAGGCGAAGACAAGCGCAAUAAUAUAAAAAUGAGUUUAAUAUAG
Messenger RNA from Photinus pyralis (common eastern firefly), 710 nucleotides. Its product is annotated as putative nuclease HARBI1. The record is from RefSeq and is a predicted model, not a curated record. The transcript has 3 exons. Lineage: Eukaryota; Metazoa; Arthropoda; Insecta; Coleoptera; Lampyridae. Bases 63 to 710 code for a protein of 215 amino acids.